AUGACAUCUGCAAUCUAUAAGGAUCCGCCGCCGCCAUAUACUUCUCGGGCUUCUUCAAAAUGCUCGGAGACAUCACCUCUCAUUUCGAAAAUCCCUGGGUAUUCGCGAACGGAUUCACGGAGCGCAAAAGACAAGAGUGCGGAUGAAGCUUUGAAGAUUUGUCUUACAGUCAUCUCUGCAUUUAUUUUCGCAUUCAUGGUUCUUGGAAUUAUUUUCUUGUCAUCCCAUGAACAAGCCAAAGGACCAGAGAUCAAAGUUGUGAACUUCAAGGUUGGAAUUAUCGGUGCUGGACCUGCGGGGAUUGCUGCUGCUCUAGGUGUUAGAAAAGAGGUUCUCUCACAGGCUGGAAGAUUCAAAGAUUUGAAUGUGGAUGUUCGGGUUAAGAUUAUAAUUUACGAGGAGAAAGGGAGAGUUGGCGGAAGGAUGGCUGUUGAGGAUAGAAAGCUCUUAGGAAUUGAUGUCGAAGAUGUGGCUGGUGGCGCAUUUGAUGGAAAUCUUUUGGAGACGAUUGGUGGAGUAGUGGGCGAGAAGAAACAAGAGAAUGUGUUUACUGAGAGCGAAUAUUUAGGAAUGGGGAAGGUUGCCUUUUUCGAUACAACUCAUAUCGUAACCGAAACUUAUCGACCUUAUGCUACAACACCAUGGGGCCAUUACCUGUCCCUCUUUCGGACUUACUUCUCCUCUAUUUGGCUCGCUCCAAAAAUCCCAAUUGGUACCAUGAAAUCUUUCAAUGCCUUCCUUCGCACCAUGGCCGAAACGAGCUCCUCGACUCCUACUGUUCAACAGAUGAUCCGUAUAAUGUCAAAACAAUACACUUUCGUUCCAUUUAGUAUCUCAGCUCGUGAAAGACUGGGGAAGAAUGGAAUUAGAGACAAUUACAUACGAGAUAUAUUAGCACCUCAAGUGCGACGUCAUACUGGUCAAUCCAUUGAAGACUUGAGCGAUUUAGCACUCAGCAUGGCUCUGGAGCGAGAAGAUAUGGGUUGUCCAAAGCCUACAAACGGUGGAGUAUUUCAGAUGAUGUUGGAGAAUGCAUUGAAGGAAAGUGGAGCAAUACUACGCCCUCUAUCAAAAGUCACCAAAGUUUCAUGGGAAGAAGUCAUCGAAGGUUAUGAGAACUGGUUCGUACAAUGGGAAGAUAUCCUAGACGAUGAAGCAUCACCCAAUGCAGAAAUUGUCGACAAGAUAAUCAUCGCCGCACCGUCAAACUACUCGGAACUUCUAGGGGAUAUGGAACACAAGAAACAAUUCUCCAGUCUUGGUACUGACCAUGAUAUUGAAUAUCGACCUGUGUACAUUACGUUUUUCUUGGUUUCUUCACCAAUUUCAUCUUCGAUUCUCAAGGCCGGAUCCUCGGAUCCUUUGCCUGCUCAACUCCUUCCUAUCAUCGACCCCGAUCAUCCUAAUGAUCCCAAAACUUCAAACUCUGAAUCAAUAAUCGAACUAUCACUCUUACGAUCCAUCAUCAACACCACCAAUACUCAAUCCCCCAAGUAUCUCUAUCGCCUCCUAUCCUCCAACCCAAUCUCCAACCAUUCAUUAUCAACUACUUUCGGAUUCGAGAACGAUCUUAAGAUUGAAAACUGGACGCAGCAGGAAAUCCCAUACGCAUAUCCGGUAAUGCAACCGUUGCUCCCUAAAGAUAUACAAGGAGAUUUUCGACUUGGCGAGAAUAUUUGGACGACGAGUGGAGGAGAGGGUCCGUUGGGAAGUUCGGUUGAUUUGGCUUGGAUGGUGGGGGGGAAUGUGGGGAGAUUGGUUGGGCGGAAUAUUGGAGGGGAGGGAGUUGAGGGGAGGUUGAGGGAUUGGGGGAUUGAGGGAGAGGAAGGAAAAGAUGAGUAG
Molecule: messenger RNA, 1842 nt
Organism: Sclerotinia borealis F-4128
Lineage: Eukaryota; Fungi; Ascomycota; Leotiomycetes; Helotiales; Sclerotiniaceae
Source: the annotation of a GenBank genome assembly